GUGUGUGAAUCAUCAGGGGGAGUUUCUCCUGCUGUGUAGUAGAGGAGGAGGCACUAAAGGGAGGAGACGACUCCUGGCAGAUCCUGUGGUAUUUAACUACCACACCCUUUUCACUUCUCAUAGCUGGAACUCUUCUGUGCAUCUUCUGCUUACUUGGAUUAUUUGGACCGUUGGAAUAUAACCCGUUAAAUACAGUACAAGCAUCUAACGUCUAAGAUGGCUCUGGUAUCUGAAUUCCUGGGUCAGCUGACCCUUAACUUUGGGUCGAACGAUCCCACCUACCCCACUGUAGUUCCUGCAGCUGAUUUUGAUCCAGACAAAGAUGCUGCAAGAAUAGAGACAGCUAUCAAAACUAAAGGUGUGGAUGAACAGACCAUUAUUCAGAUCCUCACCAAACGGACAUAUGACCAAAGACGAGAAAUUGCCUUUGCAUAUGAGAGGAGAACCAAGAAGGAUAUGAUUUCUGCCCUGAAGUCGGCGCUGUCUGGCUCGCUCGAGACCGUUAUUUUGGGCCUGAUGAAGAGCACUGCUCAGUAUGAUGCCUCUGAGAUUAAAGCCUCCAUAAAAGGUUUAGGAACAGAUGAGGAGAGCUUGAUCGAGAUCCUUUGCUCUCGAAGCAAUGCAGAGCUGGUGGAUAUUAAGAAAGUCUACAAAGAAUUUUUCAAGAAGGACCUGGAGAAGGAUGUGGCUGGAGACACCUCAGGAGACUUUGCUAAGCUGCUGCUUGCUCUAGUGGCGGUCAAGAGGGAUGAGCCAAGUUCUGUAGUUGACUAUGAGAAAAUUGAUGAAGAUGCCAGAGCUCUGUAUGAAGCUGGAGUGAAACGGAAAGGCACCGAUGUCAAAACCUGGAUUAGCAUAAUGUCAGAGAGGAGUGUCCCUCAUCUGCAGAAAGUAUUUGAGAGAUAUAAGAGCUACAGUCCUUAUGAUAUGCAGGAGAGCAUCAGGAAGGAGGUGAAAGGAGAUCUGGAGAAGUCCUUCCUUACACUCGUCCAGUGCUUUGAAAACAAACAGCUCUACUUUGCCAGCAGACUCAACGACGCCAUGAAGAGUAAAGGUGUAAAGGAAAAAGUGGUGACGAGAAUCAUGAUCUCACGCUGUGAGGUAGACCUUAAGAAGAUCAGGUCUGAGUUCAAGGCCCAGUUUGGAAAGUCUCUGUACAAGACCCUCUCUGAACACACUAAAGGAGACUAUCAGCAGGCUCUGCUGAGUUUGUGUGGAGGAGAUGAUUAAAGAGGAGAAAGUAACUGGUUCCAGGACCGACGGAUGCCGUGUUCCUCAGGAGCCUCUCAUCUUCUCAGCCAUUAGCCCUCUGAUGUACUGUUCGAGCAUCAAGGAUAGUCUGUAAUCUGUAUGGAUCAGUGUAUUUUUAAAUGGACUCUCAGUGUUCCAAAGACAAAAUCCCAGUGUAGUCUUUAAGAAUUUGAAGGAAUGACUAAUGAAUGCUCAAAUCCAGGUUUGGUAAACGUAACUGACUUAGAAUCCACAAAGAAGCCCAAUGUAUUUCUGUAUAAAUAAAGGGACAGCGUUUAUUAAACUGUUACAUUUU
Messenger RNA from Tachysurus vachellii, 1546 nucleotides. Its product is annotated as annexin A2-like. The record is from RefSeq and is a predicted model, not a curated record. Gene Ontology annotation, molecular function: calcium-dependent phospholipid binding; phospholipase inhibitor activity; cytoskeletal protein binding. Gene Ontology annotation, cellular component: cytoplasm. NCBI's taxonomy places the organism in Eukaryota, Metazoa, Chordata, Actinopteri, Siluriformes, Bagridae. The transcript has 13 exons. The coding region runs from base 217 to 1230 and encodes 337 amino acids.